GCUCUCUAAUCUUCAAAUUGUUUCUUCAUCGUUUUCAAUUUUAUUUUGUGUGCCUUGCUUUUCGAUGGAUUCUUCCAUUGCUAUGACAGAAUCAUCGGCUCUUUCUCCAAAUUUGAAGUGGAGUUACGAUGUGUUUUUGAGUUUUAGAGGAGAGGAUACUCGAUCUAACUUCACCAGUCAUCUUGACAUGGCCUUACGGCAAAAGGGUGUCAACGUCUUCAUUGAUGACAAGCUCAAUAGGGGUGAGCUAAUCUCUGAAUCCCUUUUUCGAUCUAUAGAGGAAGCUUUGAUUUCUAUUGUUAUAUUCUCUGAAAAUUAUGCAUCUUCUUCUUGGUGUUUGGAUGAAUUGGUGAAAAUAAUCGAAUGUAAGAAAUCCAAGGGCCAAAUAGUUUGGCCAAUUUUCUAUAAGGUGGAUCCAUCAGAUGUACGAAAACAAACCGGAAGUUUUGGAGAAGCAUUAGCCACACAUCAAGCUAAGUUCGAGACGAAAAUUCAAAUUUGGAGGGAAGCUUUAACUACUACCGCCAACUUGUCUGGUUGGGAUCUCGGAGCUAGGAAGGAGGCUGAUCUUAUUCAAGACCUUGUUAAAGAAGUAUGGUCGAUAUUAAAUCUUACUUGCACGCCCUUAUAUGUAGCAAAAUAUCCGGUUGGAAUUGAUUCUCAACUAGAAAAUUUAAGGUCAAACUCCCAUUAUUGGACACAAGAUGAGCCUAGUAAUGGUAUUUACAUGUUGGGGAUAUAUGGGAUUGGAGGCAUGGGUAAGACGACUUUGGCCAAAGCUUUAUACAACAAAAUUGCUAACCAAUUUGAAGCGUGCUGCUUUCUAUCAAAAGUUAAGGAAGUUUCAAAGCAAUUCAAUGGCCUUGUUCAACUACAGGAGCACUUACUCCAUGAGAUAUUAAAGGAAGAUUUAAAGGUUGGCAAUCUUGACAAAGGAAUCAACAUCAUAAAGAAUAGACUGCGUUCAAAGAAAGUUCUUAUAGUUGUUGAUGAUGUGGAUAAGCUUGAGCAGUUAGAAGCAUUGGUGGGUGGACAUGAUUGGUUUGGGGCGGGUAGUAUGAUCAUUGUGACAACAAGAAACAAUCGUUUGAUUUCUACCCAUGAAUUUGAUCAAAAGUAUGGUAUUCAAGGAAUGAAUCACAAUCACGCCCUUGAACUUUUUAGUUGGUAUGCUUUUAAGAAAAGUUAUCCACCAAGUAAUUACUUAGACCUUUCAAAACGUGCUACAAGUUAUUGUAAAGGUCAUCCUUUGGCUCUUCGUGUUUUGGGUUCUUUCCUUUGUACCAAAGACGAUCAAGUAGAUUGGAGAAGUGUAUUAGAUGAAUAUGAAAACUCUUUGAGCAAAGACAUAUUUGAUAUUCUUCAAAUAAGUUUUGAUGGGCUUGAAGAAAAAGUAAAGAAGAUUUUCCUUGAUAUUUCUUGUUUUCUAGUAGGAGAGAAAGUUGACUACGUUAAGAAUACUUUAAACUCGUGUCAUUUCAAUCCAAAUUUUGGAAUUUUAGUCCUUGAGAAUUUUUCACUUAUUACGAUUGAAAAUAAUGAGGUGCAAAUGCAUGAUUUAAUCAGACAGAUGGGUCAUAAAAUAGUUAAUGGUGAAUCUUCCGACCCUGGAAAAAGGAGUAGAUUGUGGUUGGUAGAAGACAUUUUAAGGGUGUUUGAUAAUAAUUCGGGAACUGACGCAAUUGAAGCCAUAAAGUUGGAGUUGCACGGUCCAAAAAUUCGAGAUGUGGAUCCACAAGCAUUCAGAAAAAUGAAAAAUUUGAGAUGGCUUUUUGUUCGAGAUAUAAGAUUUUCUAAAACUCUUAAAUAUCUACCGGAAAACUUGAAGUUGAUUAAAUGGCAUGGAUUUACUCAAGAAUCUUUGCCGUCAUGCUUUAUUACGAAAAAUCUUGUUGGAUUAGAUUUGCAGCAUAGCUUCAUCAGAAAUUUGGGAAAAAGGUUAAAGGAGGGUAAAAUGUUGAAGUUCGUUGAUCUUAGUUACUCUACUUUGUUAGAGACAAUUCCAGACUUAUCCGCAGUACCAAACCUUGAAGAAUUGUAUCUGAAAGAAUGCACAAAUUUAAGAAUGAUUCAUAAGUCUAUUAGAUCUCUAAAUGAGCUUGUUAUCUUGGAUCUUGAAAAAUGCUCCAACUUUAGAAAGCUUCCGGGCUAUCUUUCACUGAAAUCUCUUAGAUAUUUGAAUCUUUCUCAUUGCAAAAAGCUUCGGGAAAUUCCUGACUUCUCUAUGGCAAUAAACCUUGAAAGUUUGUAUUUCGAAAAAUGCACAAAUUUAAGAGUAAUUCACGAGUCUAUAGGAUCUUUGGAUAGCCUUGUUGCCUUGAACCUUAAACAAUGCACUAAGCUUGAAAAGCUUCCAAGCUGUCUCAAGUUAAAAUCUCUUAAAUAUCUCGAACUCUCGGGUUGUUCUAAGCUUAAAGUGUUUCCAAAAAUUAGUGAAAACAUGAAAUCAUUAAUGUCGUUGUAUUUGGAUUCUACUGGCAUAAAGGAGCUACCUUCAUCAAUUGGAAACCUUAUUGAGCUCAAGGUCUUAAACCUUGACGAUUGCACAAACCUCAUCUCCGUUCCUAGUACAAUUUAUUUGUUACAGGAUCUUCGAGAACUUCAUCUUAGUGGGUGUUCUAGAUUUGAAAUGUUUCCCUAUAAAUGGGAAUUACCAAUCCAUCCAACAUGCUCUUCUUCAAAUUAUGGAAACUUACCCACAAACCGUAUGUUUUCCCAUUUUACUUUGUUGGAUCUUCGAAAUUGCAAGAUAUCAAAUGUUGAUUUCUUGGAAAUUUUAUGUGAUGUCACCCCUUUCUUAAAUAGCCUACUCUUGUCGGAAAACAAAUUCUCUAGCCUGCCCUCAUGUCUCCAUAAGUUCACGUCCUUGUGGAAUCUUCAAUUGAAGAAUUGUAAGUUUCUUCAACAAAUUCCAAACCUUCCUCAGUGUAUACAAACAAUGGAUGCCACUGGUUGUGAAUCGUUGGCAAGAAGUCCGGACAACAUUUUGGAUAUAAUAUCAAGCAAGCAGGAGGAUAUUACACUGGGUGACUUUCCUAGAGAGUUCAUUCUAAUGAACAUUGAAAUUUCAAAAUGGUUCAGACAUCAGACUAUAUCAAACUCGAUAAAGGUUAGCUUUCGACAUGAUUAUAAUAUAGAAAGAACUUUGGCUACCUAUGCUAUGAUUAGAGUGGAUGGAGAUUCAUAUCAAGGGGAAGCCUUAAUUUCAUGUAACAUAUUCAUCGGCUACAAACUCCAAAGUUCUUUUAUGAGAAAAUUCUCAUCAUCAAUAUCAGAAUAUACGUGGUUAGUAACAACUUCUUCUCCAACAUUUAGUAGCUCUUUAGUGGCGAAUGAUUGGAAUGAUGUUAUAGUAUGGUUUGAAGUUGUAAAAUGUCGUGAGGUUCAUGUAAGUAUAAGAAGCUGUGGUGUCCAUCUCAUUGAGGUCCAUCGGAUAUCCCAAAAUGAUGUUAAGGGGCCAGGGGUAAUGUAUACAGAUUUUGAUGACAUAGAGGAAUUGCCAAGCCGGGAUGUUAUCAAAUCCUUCGCUCAAGAAGUCUCCACCAUAUCAGAUUGCGCUGCAAUGUUGCAUGCACGGAACUUCCCAGCUGAAGUUGAUUCCAAAAUACAAGUUACGAACUUUCCCUUACAUGUAACAUCUUAUGGCGUUACAUGGAUAGGUGGCAUGGAAGGCAUGGCAGAGACGACACUCGCCAAAUCUAUAUUUGAUAAACUAAUGAACAGAAAGGAUAGAGAUGAUUCCUUUGAGAGAAAGGCUUUAAAUAAUUGUGGUGGGCUUGUUGAAAUGAAUCAACAUGGAUGUCAGGGUGUAAGUAUUGAAGCUGGAUGUGGUAUUACAAGUAUUAGAUUGUCUUCCCAAAAAUAUCUCAAAGUUUUUGAGAGUGAGGUUAAAUUUCAAUAUCUGAACGGUACGGGUCAUGCAGAGAGACUUUUGAGUUUUUCCGAACAUUUACGGAUGGAUAAUGUAGAAGAACAUUAUCUAAGAGAGUAGCCUUGUUAGAGAUGUAUGGAAAAGUUAGAAAGAGCCUUAAAACUCCCAUAAAGUUGUAAAACGUUUUAGUAGAUAUGCUUCUUUAGAAAAGAA
Molecule: messenger RNA, 4084 nt
Organism: Cucurbita moschata (crookneck pumpkin)
Lineage: Eukaryota; Viridiplantae; Streptophyta; Magnoliopsida; Cucurbitales; Cucurbitaceae
Product: TMV resistance protein N-like
Exons: 6
Coding region: 65-3991 (1308 amino acids)
Biological process (GO): defense response; signal transduction
Molecular function (GO): ADP binding
Source: RefSeq, a predicted model, not a curated record